Messenger RNA from Prorocentrum cordatum, 2379 nucleotides. NCBI's taxonomy places the organism in Eukaryota, Dinophyceae, Prorocentrales, Prorocentraceae. The record is from the annotation of a GenBank genome assembly.
AUGGCAGGUCCAGACAGCUGGGGAUACAUGAAUUUGCUGGAGGAAGUGCGGGGGAAGCUGAGCAAGAACGUCAAGCUGGAGGCGAAGCAGGGCAACGUGAAGAACAGUCAGAGCAUGGGCGCGAUCGAGGCGCCCAUCGGAUGUUUUCAGGAGAAGGGGAGAACCUACAAAUUCGAUUUGGAGAAGCGCUACGGCAUGAAGAGCACGGCAGACGCACCGAUCUGGCGCUGGGUGACGCGCAACUUGACCUCGGCGACUUCGACGUGCAGGCCGAGAGCCGAUGGGGGGGCAUCUCAUCAGGCAGACUGCGGAGUAACCUACAACGGCGAGAUCCUACCAUGCGCGGAGACCGCGCUCUUCAAGGAAACGACCUCCCACGCGUGGCAGAUCGCGGCGUGGGCGCUCGAGCGCGAGGGCGAGUCGAGCUUCGUGAUGGGCGUUUGGAUCGGGAAGCACACGGAGGGCGAUGCCACUUGUUCCUGGCACCAGCAGGAGGCGGGGCCUGCGCCGCGGAACGACGCGAAGUUGCGGAAGGCGGCGGCGGCUUUGCCCUGGGGCGCGCGGAGCGCCGAGCCGCGCGAGCCGCGGCCGCGAAUGCAGCGGCCCGUGCCCGCGAUCGUCCUGGCGGCGGCGGAGCAGACGGCGAAGCAGGCAGAGGCGGAGGCGGUAGCAGCGCCGGGGGGGAUCAACAGCAGCGGGCGCCAGAGCAGGGGGCGCAACCAGCAGCUGGGGGCGGAGACGCGCGACGCCCUGAACCGGCGCGUGGAAGCGAUCUCGCUGGACGACCCGAUCGAUUGCAGCGCCUUGGGCUGCGCUGACGUGGCGGCCUACGUCGCGGCCAGCGGCCUGGGCGCAGCGGUGGGGCUCAAGGGCAUGCGCGAGGCGCUGGAGGUGCUGGCGCGCUACGGCGCGCGCAGGGACACUCCGGGGAGCGAGAGCGGGAAGUUCAAGAUGAUCGAGGCGCGCUGGGGGCCGCAGAUGCGAGGAGGGGCUUGUAAGUGGCGGUACGUGGCGCAGGAGUUCAAGUGGAUGGAGCAGCGAGGCGACGUGUUCGCAGCGAGCUUCUCAGCGCAGACGAGCCGACCGGUGGACUUCGUCGGCAUCAAGGAAGGGAACCACGGCGCGCUCAUUGCGGACUGCGUGAAGGCCUACUACCAGGCAGACGAGACGGAGAUGGUGUGUGUGGAGCCGCCUGCCGAGUACCUGGCGAUCCUGGCGGAGUUGGGGAGACCGACCGACAUUGCGUGGGCGCUGGAGAAGAUGCUGCCGGGGCAGCGCGUGGCAGGCGCUGGCUGGGUGGAUAAGGCGGCGGAGUCUUUGACACGGAAACGGCGCUACUCGCACCUGAAGCGCGACAUGCUGAGACUCAUGAGCGGGGGCGUGAUGCUGCGCCCGAACGUCAAGCGCAUCGAGGACCUGAUCUACGUGAUGGGCACGGGCAAAGCGAAGCCCGCGAAGGUGCCCAGCUCGGCGGAGGAGGGGCCGACCUGGAGUCCAGAGCUGGGCGAGAUCGAGACGGCAAAGUACCGCAGCGGCGUGGGCAUCUCGCGCUUCAUCUCUCCCGACAGAGCCAACGUCCGGAGGGGCGUGCAGCUGCUGGUAGUGGGGUACCUGAAGGGGGCGAAGACAUCCGGAGUGCUGCUCAAGAAGCCAGUGGUGGGCAUGCCUGGCGAGGUGAAGUUACAGGUGCAUGCGUGCGCGGACUUCGCGACGCGCCCGGGAGUCCAGACCGCAUCUUCAGGAGAGGCGGUGUCCUGCGUGGCGACCUCAAUGGUGAUGGGCGGUAAGCUCAUCAAGAACGCGCUGGAGUGGCUGGGUUGCAAGGUGACCUGGGGGCUGUCGACGGACAGCCGCGCCGCGAAGGCCAUGAUCAACCGCGAUGGCUUAGACCUGGCGGACAUUGCGGACUGCUCGGCGAUGGAACAGCACGAGGAGCUGGAAGCGUGCUCGGUGACAACGACCACGAGCCGGGCAAGGCAGAGCCUGCUGGCCACCUUGCUGGCGCAAGGGGCGAUUGUGGGUUCGGCGACCAACUGCGAGCUGGACAUCUACGAAAAGAAGCAGACCACCAGCCUGGUUGGAUCGGCGUUUCGCGUUCGGCGAGAACGCGCUGGCGAUCGUGAUGCCGUGCGCGCCGGCGGUAUUCAUGACUUGGCCUGGCGUGCGGAUGGCGUCGCGCAGGUGCGUGGGCCAACGCGAAAGAAGAGCAGCGAGAUGCGCGAGAUGGUGCAGGUUAAAGGAGAGGGUAACCAGGUGCAGGCCACCGACGAUAUCAAGAGGAAGAAGAAGGACGGAGGCCCGACGACAGCCGAGAAGAUGUCGCAAGCGCCGUGCACUUGCAAGUGGAUGAACGAGAGCCCGAGGUUCGUGGCGUUGCCA